Molecule: messenger RNA, 933 nt
Organism: Schistosoma haematobium
Lineage: Eukaryota; Metazoa; Platyhelminthes; Trematoda; Strigeidida; Schistosomatidae
Exons: 16
Coding region: 1-933 (310 amino acids)
Source: RefSeq, a predicted model, not a curated record
AUGUUCAUCAGAAAAAUUGAGUUUAGAAGUAAUAUGUUGCAGGAAUACAACCUUCUAAUAAACGGGAUCACUUUACUGAUUUCACUAAGUGGUCUCAUCUGCGAAGCUCAGUCUCCUAUCAAAAACAGGAUGAGUGCCACUAUAUCGGAAUAUGGGGAACAUUAUGUAUCAAAAAUACAUAAUAAUUAUAAACUCCUCAUUAUGGCACUGGGACCUGAUAUGAAUUUCACAAAGGAAGAAUGUGAUAUCAUGCUUCGCGAGUCGGAGAAAGAGCACCAAGUGAAGUGGGCACUCAAUUAUCUCAACGCUGCUAAAGAAACUUGGAAACUGGAAAGUGAACGGUUCAAUUCUAUUAUGAACAAUUAUACGGAUUUGAAUAAAUCCAUUGUACCAGACUUCUGUAUGACUAUGUUACAGCAAAGUAGUGCUAGAAACUGGAACGCGACUAUCCAAAGUAACAUAGCAUAUGGUUGUGGCGUCCUGAAGAAAUAUUCCCAGUUGAAAUGGGAAGCAAGAACACAAUUUGAUAAGCUGGCAAUUCGCUGGUUGGAUGGCUGGUUUAGAAACGGUCAAUCGCAAUACGUGGAGGAUAGAGGUUUCGAUUACCGUUUGAGAAAAGAAAAUGUCGAAUGUGCUGAGAGAGUGAUGAUGAUACAUCGAACUAAAGCCGAGAUAGAAUGCAUGUCAACUGCAGAACAAUAUUUGGAGUCACAGGGAGUGAAAGAUACCACGAACUCAAGAAACCUAAUUGAAAAAUUUGACAACAUUUACAAAAAUUUCAAUAUUUCACUAGUCGAGUUGAAGAGUAUAGUGCAAGACCUCGAAAAUCGCAGGCUUGAUUAUUUGCGAUUUGUGUCUCCUAUUGAGAGAGUCAUCAACGUUUUAAGUGCAAUGGAUACAGAGGUGGAUCACCAGUAUGGAGUCUACAAUUAA